Messenger RNA from Erpetoichthys calabaricus (reedfish), 4744 nucleotides. It is a transcript of the gene clic2, whose product is annotated as chloride intracellular channel 2. The coding region runs from base 382 to 1119 and encodes 245 amino acids. The record is from RefSeq and is a predicted model, not a curated record. The transcript has 6 exons. Lineage: Eukaryota; Metazoa; Chordata; Cladistia; Polypteriformes; Polypteridae.
UGUGCCAGAAAUAGUCUUCACUUGAGACUCCAUUCGGCUACUUCUGAUGAAGGGUGCUCUGCAAGAUAAUUAACUGGACUGAGGAGGAGAGUCACACUGCAGUUCCAGGAAUCCCUCCCCUGCUGUCACUGACACACACACACUCACACACACACACAUCACUACCACCCUUCUGUCAUUCUCCCCUCCCUUGCUUACUUAACUCUCCCUUUCUGUUUUGUUGCUGUCAGAGGGAGCUGCACACUUCUUUUACAACUCCUUUCGUUUUCUGACACUCCGGAGCUAGAAGAGGAAAGAAGAAGCGAAGCAGCAUAAAGAGGACUUUUGGACACUCCCAAAAAGAGGCUUUAAGGCAUUAACCAUCACUGCCUGGAGGAAAAAAUGUCUUACAGACGGUCUGAUCCAAAUAAAGAACCGAGAAUCGAGCUCUUCAUUAAGGCUGGACAUGAUGGUGAAAACAUUGGCAACUGUCCCUUCUGUCAACGGCUGUUCAUGGUUCUAUGGCUAAAAGGUGUAAAAUUUACUGUAACCACAGUGGACAUGAAAAAGAAACCAGACGAGCUCAAAGACCUGGCACCAGGGACAAACCCGCCUUUCCUCCUGUACAAUGGAGAGCUAAAAACAGAUUUCCUGAAGAUUGAAGAGUUUUUGGAGCAGACCUUGGCACCUCCCAGGUAUCCACACCUAAGCCCUCUGAAUAAGGAAUCUUUUGAUGUUGGAAGUGAUAUCUUUGCCAAGUUCUCGGCCUACGUUAAGAACUACCCAGCAAAUGAGAACUAUGAGAAGGCUUUACUUCGAGAGUUCAAAAGGCUGGAUGACUACCUCAACUCUCCACUUCCAGAGGAAAUUGAUCCCAACAGCACGGAGGAUGUGCUUGUUUCCACAAGGAAAUUCCUGGAUGGCAACCAUUUGACCUUGGCCGACUGCAAUCUGCUGCCUAAACUGCAUAUAAUAAAGAUUGCAGCAAAGAAAUACUGUGACUUUGAGAUCCCAAGUGAAUUCGCUGGCGUUUGGAGGUAUCUGAAGAACGCUUAUGAGAGAAAUGAGUUCAGCCACACCUGCCCUGCCAAUGAGGAGAUUGAGAGGGCCUACAUGAGCGUGGUAAACAAGAGAAAAUGAGGCCAAUGUUAAAAUCAAGAGACUUUUUGGGAAGCCAGAAGAAAAAAACAAUGUCCAAAAUAUCUCACUACCUGUUUUCAGCCUUCUCUUUGCUAUCUGCAUAUCACAAGGACCAAUGAGAGCCCCAAAACUCUUCUAUCUCAGCGCACUUUACUGGGACGAUUAAGUGAACUAUAUGCAUCAGUGACUUUAACGGAUGCUGCGGUUAGAAUAAAAGGGGGCGAAAGGAAGAACUGGACAAAGGCGGUCGCUGAAGAAAGAUGUCACUUUAGGUUAAUGAGAUUGAAAGAUUCAAAGAAAGUGCAAGAAAAUUAGGAAACGAUUUCCUGGCCAUUUGUGUGACAAAUCUUCCAGUAGAGGGCAAGAGAGAUCUAUUAAGUUAGAGAUCUGAGAUUAAGCAGUGGUAAAUGAAUUAACUCUAAUGAAUUACAGAGAAAAACCUGAGGGAUGCUUGAAUAGAUCCUUAAAUUACUAAAAUGUAUUGGCAAAUACACUCUGCAAGUCACACCACUUCAUUCUGAGUGUAAACCACAAUGGAGAAUAAAACUGGCCACUCAAUGACAAAACUCUGUAUAUAAGACACAUACUGUUCAACCUACUAAUUUAUGGUGAAAUGCAUGUAUUUUAUACUCUCCUGUCUAGCAUUUUUACUUAUCAUCUACACUAUUAAUACUACUAGGCACAUUUCAAUUUCAGCUAUCUUUAUUGCCCUUUAGAGCACUUAGGUAAUGCAACUCCAUGUGCAUAUACGGCCAUUGACACUGUUAAGCGUGCACACACACACACACACACAUAUAUAUAUAUAUAUAUAUAUGUAUAUAUAUAUAUAUAUAUAUAUAUAUGUAUAUAUAUAUAUAUAUAUAUAUAUAUAUAUAUAUAUAUAUAUAUAUAUAUAUAUAUAUAUAUAUAUAUAUAUAUAUAUAUAUUUACAUAGUAUCUUGUUUUAUCUGUUGAAGUUCCCUUCAAAACUGGACAUUAGUAUUUAUUGCACCAUGGGUGCCAACUUGUUAUAAGUAUUGUGAAAGCAAAAAAAUAAUAUGCUACCAAAUAAAUAAUAAUCCAACAAUAACAACCAUACUACAACUACUACUACUACUAAAAAUAAUAAUCAUCAUCAUCAUCAUCAUCAUCAUCAAUAAACUGUCAUAGCACAGGAGACACAUGCACAGCAAAAUAAAAUGCAACAAUCAACGAGCAACAGGACUGCGACUGUAGGCAUUGACUGUAUUGCUAAAGUUUGAUUUAUUUCAACAUUUAAGCAUCUCUCAGAUGGGCUUACAUUCAAACUUGUGGUAAAUCUCUGCAAACUUCCAUCCUCCACUGUUCACUACUACAUGUGUGUUAAAAAAGUUCUCCUUACUUGAUUUCCUCUUGGACAUCGGAUGGUCAUUAUUUGGAUGAUGAAAUUGCAUUCUUUGUAUACAUAGACAAGGAUACAGUACAGCUAAACGUUUAAAGAGAAUCAUUAUUAUACUCUGAUUAUUAUACUUUGUUCAUUGAAUUUCAUGAUUAUAAUAUACUGUUCAUUUUAUUUCUGGCGGCUAAGUUUAAUUUACAUUUUUAAGGGGGCUGUAUGGUAAGAUUAUGAUUGUGUUGACAUCAUCAAUAUCAUCUGUCUGUUAGACUGGUGGGUUAAAUAGAAAGCUACCUUUUCAUAAAAUUGUUCAUACUGCUGUUAAAUUGUAAUCUUAUUUUUACUCAUGUAACAAAGAUUAAUUUUUUUUACAGAAAUGCAAAAUGCAAUCAUUUAAGAAAGCCCGCCGACACAAGUCAAUUUGUAUGUGUUUUCUGUAACACGUGUAUUUUCUGUGUGUCUCAUGGUCAGAAAUUUCUGCACACUGAUAUCUCUGAGCACUUGACAAACGUCCUGCAAUGUUAAUAGUUUGCAGUCUGCCAUGUGCAUGUUAUUCAUGGUGGGCUAUUAAGUCACAUCUGUCUGAUGAGUUAAUUUUUAUAAACUUUGUAGAUUCAGAAUAGAUGCUAUUACACAGUCAUAUCAGAUUUGAGUUGCUUGCAAAAUUAGUUUGGACAGUCAAUCAAAAAAAUUAGAUCUGAGCCAUAAACUGGAACGGAGUCCAUUUUCCCUGCAGUCUGAAUGUAGUUUUGGUGGUCUGUAGCAAGACAUGGACUUCAAUUCAUUUUUACCACUGUGACUUUUGUCUGGCAAUGCUCUGAGAUUUUCACUGCAAUCCCAACUUUAGACUGAGAGGGCAGAUGCCCCUAUGCCUACCCCCAGUAAUGGUGCCUAUGGUGUUGACCACAUUAAUUUAAAGAUUUUCUUUUUUAUAUAAUAUAUACAUGUCAUAGUUAAACUUUAUGCUGAUGCCUUCUACACUAUGCUGGCAUGUGAAGCCCUCAUUAGAAUAAUUUAAAGUUAAACACUUGAGCAAUAUGCAUUGAACACACCAUUAUGUUCUUUCAUGGUUAAGCAAAAAAAGACAUGUAUUUUUACACAGUUUUAUUAUAUUUUCAAUUAAAAAGAGUAUAUAUACAGUAUAUUUUUGGUAUUUUAUACAGCACCUUUUAUGGUAAAUGCAAUCUUAAAGCUUGCUGAUUUCUAUAAGUGACGAUCACUUAUGCAGGCAUCAUAUUUAUAAAAUGGAAGCAAUGGCAAGUUCAGUUACGAACAUGGAGUCAUGCACCGAAGAAACUGAACCAGAAAACAUUUGCAAUUCCAACAUUUUAUCCACUAUGCUACCUCUCCUACUCUUCUGUUGUUAAACAGUGUAGAAAGUAUGACCAGUAGGGGGUGCCACAAAGCCCCAAAAUCCAGACACCAACAAAUCCAACACAGUUCUGGGCUCAAGUAAAGGAUUUGUUUAUUAAACACAGUAUCUUCACAAGUGAGCAAUAUCCACUUCCAUAACAGAUAAAGUUUCACACUCCCUGACUUUGACUCACCCAGAUGAGGGUGAGUGGGUUCUUUUAUGCCUGACCUGAGAGCACUUCCUGUGCCACAAUAAUGAAUUUUGGGAGCACUUCCAGGUUGGGCGGAACCUUUUUAAAAUAAGGACACUUCCUUUCUGCAGCAUCCCCUGGCAGCCACCAAGACACCUAGCAGAGCUCUCCAUUGGAACAACAAUUCCCAUCUCACCCUGCAGGUGUACACCUGGGAAAUCCACCUAAGGAAUGUUGCCAUCUAGUGUGCUAGGGAAGGAAUUGUUCUGGAUUUACAAUCUUCUCCUGUUCAUCCUUUAUGGCCUCCUGGCCAGGAAAGGCACCAGCAACCCACCAGGCCAGGAUGUCUAUAUAUCUUCGUCCCCCAUUAUGACAACCUCAUUCUGGAAAGGAAUCACUCUCACUCCUGCCAGGGUUACCAGUCCAUCUACCUUGACACUAACAUAAAUUACCAAGUAUGUUUUUACCUUCUAAAAUAAAAAUUCAGAAGGAUGACUUUCAUGAUUUAAAAAGUAUUGAUUAACCAAUGGACUUUGACAAGAACAGAGAGAAUGGUGAGAGUCUUUUAUAAAAGCUAAUAUUUACACAAUUGACUGAUUUGAUAUGUACUAAUGAACAGUUUUUCAAUAUUUGAUUGAAGUACUAUGGUAUAUACUUGCUCUUCACUUUGCUCAUGUACACCGUGACCUUUUUUUUAAAUAAAAAGUUAAAAAUGUUUUGCAGUCAA